AUGGCUUCUCUUCUCAAGAACACACUCACAAUCACCUUCUACUUCAUACUCUCUUCAUCCCUUUUGCAUCUCUCUAAUGGAGCAUACUCCGAGGAUGUUUCGAAAGCUUCAUCGAUGAUAAGAGUGGAGAAAACGACGCACCUCCAUUUCUUCUUCCACGAUCUCCACAGCGGUAAAAGUCCAACGGCAAUCAAGAUCAUUGGAAUCCCAAAUUCUGGCGGGUUUGGUGACGUGUAUGUGAUGGAUAACGCAUUGACCGAACACCAAGAGGCGACGUCGGAUGUGGUUGGACGAGCACAAGGAAUGUAUACAUUUGCAGCCCAGAAUCAACCAGUAUUUCUUAUGGUGCUAACUUUUGAGUUCACUCAAGGAGAGUUCAGUGGAAGUAGUCUUAGUGUGCUAGGGCGGAAUCCGAUCAUGGAUGAUGUGAGGGAGAUGCCGAUAAUAGGCGGAAGUGGGCAGUUUCGGUAUGCCAACGGGUACGCUUUAGCUCAUACGGUUUGGGCUGAUCCAACCACGAGUGAUGCCAUUGUUGAAUACAAUGUUUAUGUGAAACAUUACAAUAAUGGAGAAGUCGCCGCAAGCUCUACUCCCUCUCCUGCUGCGCGUUCGCGCUUUCUCUCUCUUCUUUCUCUUUUUCUCUUCUCUUCUCUCUUUUUAAUGUAUUAA
Messenger RNA from Helianthus annuus (common sunflower), 669 nucleotides. RefSeq names its product dirigent protein 22. The record is from RefSeq and is a predicted model, not a curated record. The coding region runs from base 1 to 669 and encodes 222 amino acids. The transcript has a single exon. Lineage: Eukaryota; Viridiplantae; Streptophyta; Magnoliopsida; Asterales; Asteraceae.